Messenger RNA from Gopherus flavomarginatus (Mexican gopher tortoise), 1401 nucleotides. RefSeq names its product nuclear receptor subfamily 5 group A member 1 (gene NR5A1). Gene Ontology annotation, biological process: regulation of transcription by RNA polymerase II; tissue development; hormone-mediated signaling pathway. Lineage: Eukaryota; Metazoa; Chordata; Testudines; Testudinidae. Gene Ontology annotation, molecular function: zinc ion binding; nuclear receptor activity; RNA polymerase II cis-regulatory region sequence-specific DNA binding. The coding region runs from base 1 to 1401 and encodes 466 amino acids. The record is from RefSeq and is a predicted model, not a curated record. The transcript is spliced from 6 exons. Gene Ontology annotation, cellular component: RNA polymerase II transcription regulator complex.
AUGGAUUAUACCUACGAUGAGGACCUGGACGAGCUGUGUCCUGUCUGCGGGGACAAGGUCUCCGGGUACCACUACGGGCUGCUCACCUGUGAGAGCUGCAAGGGCUUUUUCAAGCGGACGGUGCAGAAUAACAAGCACUACACCUGCACUGAAAGCCAAAACUGCAAAAUCGACAAAACCCAGAGGAAGAGAUGUCCGUACUGUCGCUUUCAGAAGUGCUUGACGGUGGGAAUGAGACUAGAAGCUGUGCGUGCGGACCGGAUGCGAGGAGGAAGAAAUAAAUUCGGCCCCAUGUACAAGCGGGAUCGUGCCUUAAAACAGCAAAAGAAAGCUCUGAUACGCGCCAACGGCUUUAAGCUGGAGACUGUGCCUCAGAUCGUGUCGCCAAUGCAAACUGACUACAACCUGUCCUCCACCAUCCAUGGCAUCCACUCGGUGUCCAAGAGCCUGCCUCCCAACCCGGUCACUGUGACACCAGUCGACUAUGACAGAAGUCCGUAUGGGACGCCGUCCUUGGGAAUGACUGUGCCUAGCCACGGGGCGCUGUCAGGCUACCAUUACCCCUCCUUUCCCAACCGCACCAUCAAGUCAGAGUACCCCGACCACUACACAAAUUCCCACGAGUCUGUGGCCAGCUACAUGUAUCCAGAUGCAUAUCCCAACAGCGCCCCACCCGACAUCCCUGAGGUCAUUCUCAAGCUGCUGCAGCUGGAGCCCGACGAGCCCCAGGUCAAGGCGCGGAUACUGGCUUGUCUGCAACAGGAGCAGGGCAAAGGCCGGCAUGAGAAACUCAGCAGCUUUGCCCUCAUGUGCAAGAUGGCAGACCAGACCCUCUUCUCCAUUGUGGAGUGGGCACGGAGCUGCAUCUUCUUUAAGGAGCUGGAGGUGGGCGAUCAGAUGAAACUGCUGCAGAACUGCUGGAGUGAGCUGCUGGUGUUUGACCAUAUCUACAGGCAGGUGCAGCACGGGAAGGAGCACAGCAUGCUGCUUGUGACGGGCCAGGAGGUGGAGAUGGUGACAAUCACAGCUCAAGCAGGGUCCAGCCUGAAUAACCUGGUCCUGAGGGCACAAGAACUGGUCCUACACUUGCAUUCACUCCAGGUGGAUCGACAAGAGUUUGUGUGUUUGAAGUUCUUGAUACUCUUCAGUCUCGAUGUGAAAUAUUUGGAAAACCACAGCCUGGCGAAGGAUGCUCAGGAGAAAGCGAACGCAGCUCUGCUGGAGUACACUGUCUGCCACUACCCUCACUCCGCGGACAAGUUUCGUCAGCUCCUGCUGCGGCUGGCUGAGAUCCGCUCUCUCAGCAUGCAGGCCGAGGAGUACCUCUACCACAAGCACCUGAGCGGGGAGGUGCCUUGCAACAACUUGCUCAUUGAAAUGCUGCAUGCCAAGCGGACUUGA